GCUCCCAUUAAUAUCAUUAGAUCAACUUGCCUUUAAAUUGACUUGCCUAGCAAGCACUGGUUAGUUGGGAAGGCCAUUUUGUAGGAGAGAAAAGAAAAAAGACUGUGUUAUAUACUAUUGCUGUGGGGUGCAGGUUAAGAGCUGUGCAGAAAAAGACCCUUUUGAAGUUUUUGAUUAAUAAGUGGACAACAUCUUUCAUUCUUCAUUAUAGUUGUCAUUGUUUGUUCAUCUUUUGGUUUUUGUUGAGAGCGUGUGAGAAGAGAGAUAUGGGGAAUUGCCAAGCUGUGGAUGCUGCAGCACUUGUGAUCCAACACCCUUCUGGGAAGAUAGAGAGGUUGUACUGGCCAGUGAGUGCAAGUGAGGUCAUGAGAACUAAUCCGGGCCAUUAUGUGUCUUUGAUCAUACCAUUGGCUGUGCCUCCUGAUCAAGGGCAGAUCAAUCAGGAGCAGAAGGCCGUGCUUUUUACGCGCGUGAAGCUGCUCCGGCCGAACGAAACUCUUACUCUUGGCCAUGCUUACAGGCUGGUCACUACUCAAGAGGUUGUGAAGGCAGUGAAGGCAAAGAAACACGCAAAGAUGAGGAAGCCACAGGUGAAGGCAAUGGAGGGUAUGCAAAUAGUGCAGCUGGAAAAGGCUGUUUCAGAUAGUGAGACUGGAGGGAUGUUGGACACAGGAAAUAUAUAUCAGGCAAUGAGAACAGACAGAUACAGACUACUGAGUUCCACACAUGCCGCGCUGAAGCCAAAAUCAUGGCGUCCCUCUUUGCAGAGCAUCUCAGAGUCUGCAAGUUGAGUAGUGCUAGGUUGUUACAUGUAAGGUGUCCCAUAGAACAUUGCUUGAUUGCCUGUUUCAUGAUUGAUGCUCCUCUUAGUGGAAUGAAUACCUGAUAUAUGGGCAAAAGAAGUUCAGCAAAGGUUUGAACUACAGACUUCUCUUCCAUCACCAGUCACACCCUCAACUAAAUAACCAUGUUCCAGUGACAACAUGAUUGUAUAGCACUAAGAAGAUGAAGAGGAAAAAUAAAUAAAUUUUGAAUGUGUCAAAA
Molecule: messenger RNA, 1044 nt
Organism: Glycine soja
Lineage: Eukaryota; Viridiplantae; Streptophyta; Magnoliopsida; Fabales; Fabaceae
Exons: 3
Coding region: 267-791 (174 amino acids)
Source: RefSeq, a predicted model, not a curated record